This is a messenger RNA of Brassica oleracea var. oleracea, 1662 nucleotides long. RefSeq names its product probable disease resistance protein RPP1. The transcript is spliced from 2 exons. Gene Ontology annotation, molecular function: ADP binding. The record is from RefSeq and is a predicted model, not a curated record. The coding region runs from base 181 to 1647 and encodes 488 amino acids. Gene Ontology annotation, biological process: signal transduction; defense response. NCBI's taxonomy places the organism in Eukaryota, Viridiplantae, Streptophyta, Magnoliopsida, Brassicales, Brassicaceae.
GGAAACGACUUUGUUUGGGGUUUAGCUGUCGUGCAGGUCACGUCAUCUAUUGUUUUUGUCAAAGUGCUUAAACACACGAGCUACAAAGCUCUAAGACAAUUUCUCAUAGCAAGUUCUAUGUAAGAAUAAGAACGAAAGAAAGAAUUUCAUGAGUCUCUCCCUCGCCUAGAUCAAAUCAUAAUGAAGAACGACGUGUUCUUGAGUUUCAGAGGAGAGCAGACCCGCAAAACUUUUCUAAGCCAUCUUCUUAGUUCAUUAAAGAAGAAAGACAUCACAACUUCCACAUCUUCAGAGUCUUGCCCCGUGUCGGUUCAAGCCCUCCAAGUAUCUCUGGUUGCGAUCCCUAUAUUCUCAAACGACCACGCGUCUUUGGACUUGUGGGUCGACGACUUGGCAACGAUUAUUGAUUGUGAGAAGAAAGGAACUUUGACCGCAGUGCCUGUCUUCUUCCAACUUGAUCCAAACGAUUUCUUGAAAAUGUUGAGAACUGCAGGAAAAGACGCCCAAACCAUGCAUGAGCCUCAGAGGAGGCCCCUUGAGAUUGUCAAGAAGUGGCUUGACGCUCACAUAAUCAACAAAUCUGGUUUUAAUUCCCUCGACUGCAAGGAUGACUCAGAGCUGGUGGGUAAAGUUACUAGUUUCGUUUCCGAUAUUCUGACAUCUUCCACAUCAAGAUAUCAGACUAGUACUGGUCUCAGUACUUAUAGGAGUUUGAAGCUAUUGUUCAAAAUAAAGCUAAGUGAGGAAAUGCAUAAGCCUUUGCGGAGGAUAUCAGUAAGAGACAAUACUGACAUCAGGAGAAACUCACGUUUUGAAGAUCUGCGAGCAUUAACGUUGCGUGCAAAGUCCACAAUAAUAGGAGUUUGUGGAGUUGAGGGUGUUGGGAAGACAAGCCUUGUAAGACACGUUUAUGAUGAUAUCUCGCCUCACUUUCAGCACUAUUUUUUCUUCAUAAACAGGAUCCGAACACAAGAUUGCAGCUACAAACCAGAGUCGUUAGUGACUGAUCUCGCUCGUGAAGCUUUAAAAGAGAGUAGCUUCCAUGGGAGAUCUAUUGAUGCCAUCAAAGAAAUGAUCCGACGCCGGAAGGUUCUGCUAGUUGCUGAUGGUGUGGAUGACAUUAAGCAGCUAAAAGGUAUAAUCAAAGAAGCCAGUUGGUUUGGUCCAGGAAGUCGAGUCAUUGUAAUCACUAAAGACAGGUCAAUGCUUACUCAAUGUGGAGUGAAACACAUAUACGAGCUUGAGUGUCCUAAAUUUGAGGAAGCUCUUGCUUUAUUCUCGGAGUUUGCUUUCAAGGAAAGAAACCCUCGUCCCGGAUUCGAGGAACUUUCGUUUCUUGCUGUCCAAGUUUCAAAUCGUCUUCCUCUUACCCUUAAAAUGUUGGGAACGUUUUUAUGCAACAAGGAGAAAAGUGAAUGGGUAAGUACAUUGCGUAGGCUAGAAGCUUCACAUAAUAACUACGCUACAGAGGUUUGUAGGUAUGUCGGAGCAGAUAACUACGCACCAAGACGUCCGAUGAAGGUGGACCACCACGUUGGAGUCGACGAAGCAAACCGUUUACCAUAUUACCAGUUUUUUCUCUUAAGUGAUCAUAUAACUCAAUAUAUCCUUUUCAGAAUCACGUACUUUUUUAUUGUUUUCAAGUAAUCUUGUGCAAAUGGU